Messenger RNA from Homarus americanus (American lobster), 2444 nucleotides. It is a transcript of the gene GatB, whose product is annotated as glutamyl-tRNA(Gln) amidotransferase subunit B, mitochondrial-like. Gene Ontology annotation, biological process: glutaminyl-tRNAGln biosynthesis via transamidation; mitochondrial translation. The record is from RefSeq and is a predicted model, not a curated record. Gene Ontology annotation, molecular function: glutaminyl-tRNA synthase (glutamine-hydrolyzing) activity. Bases 380 to 1960 code for a protein of 526 amino acids. NCBI's taxonomy places the organism in Eukaryota, Metazoa, Arthropoda, Malacostraca, Decapoda, Nephropidae. The transcript is spliced from 14 exons.
UGGACAGCCCACCUGCUAUCUACCCCUCCCACUCUUCUUCCCGUUUCCACGCUUUACUUCUCUCUCUCUCUCCUCUCCUUUCCCAGUGCAAAGUCAUUUGCCACUUUACUUCAUUAUCAUCAUCGGGAGACCAGUCUAGUCUGACCUACAGGACCAACAAGAUCUCUCCCCAGUACCUCACCACCCAGCUUCCUCAGAGAGCUCCUCGCCCUACAGGAACUCUGAGCAAGCUACUCCUCACCUAGUAACUCCUUAGCACUGCUCUGUACAACAAUAUAUAUAUAUACAGAAAACGCAUCGGGCGACGGCCAGCAACCAAACCCAGUGAAGUAAAGAGACGUCAUGGAAAACUUACAAUAAUUCUAAAUAAAGAAGAAAAAUGAAGUAUUAUUGGAAGUUGGGGAAGCACCUUCAGAACGUGUUACGACAUUACAGUAAUACCCAGUAUAAACCGCAUCUUCACAGUGAUGGCUGGGAGGCAGUGAUUGGUCUGGAGAUUCAUGCUCAUAUCUCAUCAGCUAGUAAAUUAUUCUCUCCUGUUGGCACCAAGUAUGGGGCACCUCCGAACUCUCAAGUUGGUAUAUUUGAAUCAGCUCACCCAGGAACCCUACCAGUCCUGAACAAAAAGUGUGUGGAAGCAGGCAUAAAGACAGCUUUGGCUUUUGGAGCUACAAUCAACAAAAUGUCAAUAUUUGAUCGAAAGCACUAUUUUUACCCAGAUCUCCCGGCUGGUUAUCAGAUCACACAAUUGGAUUACCCUCUAGCAAACAAUGGCAGGUUAGAAUUCAUCGUCUACAACUCUUCGGUCCAUAAGCAUCCGUACCGCCAUUCAGUUGAGCUAAUGCAAAUUCAACUAGAGGAGGACAGUGGCAAGAGUAUACAUGAUGAUUGUAAUAACAGGGUACUUGUGGACCUUAACCGUGCAGGCCAGCCACUGAUGGAGCUUGUAUUUGCCCCUGAGUUACAUAAUGGUGAGGAGGCUGCUGCCAUGGUGAAAGAAGUUGCCCUCAUCCUUACAAGAAUAGGUACCUGCAACUGUCACAUGUAUGAGGGAUCUCUUCGUGUGGAUGCCAACGUGUCAGUUCACAGACCUGACGAGCCACUGGGCACCAGAACAGAAGUGAAGAAUCUUAAUUCUCUUCGAUCUUUGGUGAAGGCAGUUGAUUUUGAGAUUGAAAGACAGUUGAAUAUAUUGGAAUGUGGCGGAAGUGUGACCUGUGAAACUCGCAGCUUUGAUACUUUGUCCCAAAAAACGGUCAGCAUGAGAGAUAAAGACGUCAUUCAGGAUUACCGGUUCAUGCCUGAGCCAAAUUUGCUUCCAUUACGUCUGCACGAUUCUUUGGAGCCUAACUGCCUGUAUGAUGGCGCACUUGAUAUUAAUGAACUUCGUGUAGUAAUGCCAGAAUUACCCGAAGCUACAAGACAAAGACUAAUGAAAGAUUAUGGAAUUACUUUGGAGAAUGCCAUAUUGUUUGUAAAUAAUGAUGACCUGUUGAAUUACUUCAUAGCAGUGAUGUCCUGCAGUGAACACAACUCCCAUAUUGUCUGCAAUCUUAUGCUUAAUAACCUCUUGGGGACUCUCAAUAACAUCAAUGUGGAUAUUAAGGACAGCCCUCUGACAGCAUCAGCCUUCAGUGAGAUUGUGGACCUACAGCAGAGUGGUAAAAUUGUACCUAACAUAACACAGCAGGUGAUUAAUGCCAUAUGUAUUGGCAGAGAUCUACGGACUCCUACCCAGAUUGUAUAUGAAAAUAACUGGCUGCAGCUGUCUCACGAUGACCUGGAAGACUUAGUUGAGAGCAUUUUAAGUGCUAAUGAACAACUGGUUGAAACGUAUAAAACCAGUAAGAAGAAGAAGAAGCUGCUGAAAGCUUUAAUGGGCAAGGUGAAGGAAGCAACAGAUAGCAGAGCAAAUAUGAAAGUAGUCAAUGAUAUUCUUUUGCAGAAACUAAGGUCCUAGUACUAAUUGUUAUAUUACACCAGACUAUCAGUUAGCUGUAUUUAAAGAAAGAAUUAAAUGGUAUGUAAAUGCUUCGUAAUUAUUUUUGUGUUUAAUGGAAUUCAGUUCAUUGAAAAAUUUAAAUCAGUUUUAGUCAUAUUUAGUGGCAUAGUGAGAGUGUCUGGCACCUACCCAGAAAUAACAAUAAUUCCCAGUGAGUGAGGUGUUUAAGUGCCAGCACCAGUCUGCUUUAAUGAAUUAAAGAUUAUUAAAGGUAACUUUUCAUGAGAAAGAGUUCAAGAUAAUAAAAAAUGGGUUCAAUAUCCCCAAAAUAUGACAACACAAAGAUGAAGCAUUUCAGUGUUGUAAAACGUCCACAUUUAAUGAACAAAACAGUAAGUUAACCUCUAUGUAUAUGUGAAGAUGCAUCCGUAAAUGGUUUAUGUGAAUGCAAGAUCAAACACAUGUGAAUACUGAAUACAUUAAGUAAACAAAUUAGAUUAUG